Mollisia scopiformis is the source of this 1284-nucleotide messenger RNA. Its product is annotated as NADH kinase-like protein POS5. The transcript has 3 exons. Lineage: Eukaryota; Fungi; Ascomycota; Leotiomycetes; Helotiales; Mollisiaceae. Gene Ontology annotation, molecular function: NAD+ kinase activity. Gene Ontology annotation, biological process: NADP+ biosynthetic process; NAD+ metabolic process. The record is from RefSeq and is a predicted model, not a curated record. Bases 1 to 1284 code for a protein of 427 amino acids.
AUGAUUGUGAGGGCGCUGCCAAGAGCGAGCAAUGUUUGGAAGAGGAGUUUUAGCAGUACAUCUGCGAGAAGGGAAAUCCUAGAUGCAGAGAGUCUGCCACAUAGAAUUAUACCUAGAUACCAAGAAAGUCAAACCAGCGACCUCCUGUCUCUACAAUGGCCCUCACCUCCGCGAAAUAUCCUCAUAAUCAAGAAAGAUAGAGCCCCACAGGUCACCGAGUCUCUGGUUGAAUUUGCUAAGCACAUCCACUCCAAUUACGACAAUGUUUCCCUUAUAUUCGAACCCAAAGUCGCAGCGCAAAUGCAUAGACAUUUCCAAUUUCCAAUAUAUACCACGAGCUCCCAUGAUACCCUUCCUGCGAAGGUCGACAUGACUACAACGCUUGGUGGAGAUGGCACAAUCCUUCAUGCAUCGUCCCUUUUCAGCACAACCCUGCACGUUCCUCCAAUACUGUCGUUCAGCAUGGGCACACUCGGUUUUCUUGGAGAGUGGAAGUUUGGUGAAUAUAAAAGGGCAUUUCGAGAAGUUUACAUGUCGGGAGCGGAAGCUGGGUCACCAUUUCUUCAUGAUCAGAAGCAUCCACAUAUUCAGACCGAGACCGCCGAAACAGGUGAUAUUGUAACGGGCUGGUCAAGUGUGAGGGGCAAAUCAAUGGGUCCUACUCGAAGUUCGAAGGUCCUACUACGGAAUCGACUAAAGGUUGGGGUUUUUGAUGCCAACGGCAACCGAGUCAUUGGUGACAAUACGGCAGAAAGCGCUGAUGGAGAUGUGCAUGCUAUGAACGAGGUCAUCAUCCACAGGGGCAACGAGGCGCACCUUGCAAUCAUAGAUGUGUUCAUUGGAGGACGAUUCUUGACAGAGGCAGUGGCGGAUGGAAUGAUAAUUUCAACACCAACUGGUAGCACAGCUUACAGUCUCAGCUCUGGUGGAAGUAUUAUCCAUCCUUUAGUCAGCAGUUUGCUCAUGACUCCUAUUUGUCCGAGGAGCUUAUCCUUCAGACCACUAGUCCUACCUUCGAAUACACCAAUCACUCUGCGAUUAAGUGAGAAGAACCGAGGCAGAGAAUUAGAGGUCAGUAUAGAUGGCCGCAGAAGAAGUCGAGGAGUUGGUGUUGGUAUGGAGGUAAGAGUCAACGGCGAGCAUAUUGCCAAAGGUCAGGAAUGGAUUGGUGGUGUCCCAUGCGUGAUGCGACAUGCCAAGACCGGGAAUGAGGAUGAUGAUGGUUGGGUUGGUGGUUUGAACGGAUUGUUGAAGUUCAACUUUCCAUUUGGUGAUCACGAAUAA